AUGGUUUGGGAACAACUAGGGACCAUCGUUCCCUGUGAAAAGUCACGCGGCAGCCUGGCCUGUGCUCACCUGCAGACUUGCGGGGGGUCUGGGCAGCACAGCUGGAGGCGGGGAAGAACUCAGGAAUGUGCUACGAAGUCCAAUAAAGGCACGUUUCCUCGGACCUUUGCUAUUUCUGUCAAGAGUUCUAUGCCACCCAAAGUAAAGACAACCAUUUAUGAGGCAGCCAGCGUUUUCCAGUUUCAGCUCCGGGAAUUCAGUAGUUUUGUAGGAAGUUCUGCUUACUGCGUAGCCCAAAGGGGAACCUUCCUGCUCCGAAGGGUUUUGCGGAGGCCGCGCGUGAACUCUGGCGCGAGAGCGCAUCCCAGCUUAGAUCACACCCACCGGGGGUGCGCGUGUGAGUGUGUGCGCGGGGGCCUGCGCGCGUGUACGUGUGGGGAGCCCCCGAAGCUGCGGAGGCACAGCUCCGGGGCUCCCGGGCCACGCGCUGCCGCCGCCGAGCCCAGCCGCGGCGGUUGCGGAAGCGACUCAGGCUGCCUGGACACGAGCGUCCCGGAGCCCGCGAGGAGCCGGGGGACCCCGGGCUGGAAGAAGAGCCAAGCACCCGGACAGCCUGCGGGACUGGCACUUACCGGGCCUCUCAACCCCCAGACUUUGCAACUACAGCUGGAGGAGGAGCUGGAGGAAGCUGGGGACCGACAAAAGGGAGGGGAUGAACAGCAGGAGGCGCACCCCGGCGAGGGGCCGGAGCCCAGGAGCCCCGCCGGGGAACCCGACGGACUGGUCCUGGACGUGCUGGGUCAGCGGCGCCCGCCUGCCACCAAGAGACACGUCUUCUGCUCUGUGUACUGCGUGGAGAGCGACCUGCCCCGGGCCACCACCGCGGAGCAGGUCUCGCCGACCGCCUCGCCCCCUCGGGUUCCGGUGCUGAAUCCUCCCAGCACCCCCUCCUCCUUCCCCAGCCCCCGGCUGUCCCUCCCAGCGGACCCCCUCUCCCCCGACGGCGGCAGCAUCGAGCUGGAGUUCUACCUGGCGCCCGAGCCGUUUUCCAUGCCCAGCCUGUUGGGAACUCCACCCUACUCUGGCCUGGGCGGAGUAGGGGAUCCCUAUGCGCCCCUCAUGGUGCUGAUGUGCCGGGUGUGCCUGGAGGACAAGCCCAUAAAGCCCCUGCCCUGCUGCAAGAAGGCCGUGUGCGAGGAGUGCCUCAAAGUCUACCUGAGCUCCCAGGUACAACUUGGCCAAGUAGAAAUCAAAUGUCCUAUCACAGAGUGUUUUGAAUUCCUGGAAGAAACAACUGUUGUCUAUAACUUAACACAUGAAGACUCCAUCAAAUAUAAGUACUUCUUGGAACUUGGCCGUAUUGAUUCCAGCACCAAGCCAUGUCCUCAGUGCAAGCACUUUACAACCUUCAAGAAAAAAGGACAUAUUCCCACUCCUUCCAGAUCAGAAAGCAAAUACAAAAUCCAGUGCCCCACUUGCCAAUUCGUCUGGUGUUUUAAGUGCCACUCUCCUUGGCAUGAAGGUGUUAACUGCAAGGAGUACAAAAAAGGAGACAAAUUGUUGCGUCACUGGGCCAGCGAAAUUGAGCAUGGACAGAGGAAUGCCCAGAAGUGUCCAAAGUGCAAGAUCCACAUCCAGAGAACUGAAGGAUGUGACCAUAUGACCUGUUCACAAUGUAACACUAAUUUUUGUUAUCGGUGUGGGGAGAGAUACCGCCAGCUCCGUUUCUUUGGAGACCACACAUCAAACCUCAGUAUAUUUGGAUGCAAAUACCGCUACCUCCCAGAGAGACCUCAUUUAAGGAGAUUAGUGCGAGGGUCGGUCUGUGCUGGAAAAUUAUUCAUCGCACCUCUAAUCCUGGUUUUGGGAUUAGCGCUAGGGGCCAUAGCAGUUGUAAUUGGUUUAUUUGUAUUUCCUAUCUAUUGCCUUUGUAAAAAACAGAGAAAACGAUCACGGACAGGUAUGCACUGGUAAAAUGCAGAUGAUUUCAUCUAUCUCAGCUAGUUUGGGUAGGAGCUGUCCAGAAUGGUACACCUGUCUGUGAGUCACAUCUUGAAAAACACUGAAAGGAACCUUCUGCCAUCUCGUCUCCCCGUGGUUCUCUGCAAGCCACGAUGCCUCUAGCUACGGUGCACCCCCAACAUGGUAUCAUGUCCUUUCCCUAAACGAAUUGCUGCUUUUGAAUAAUGGUCACUUUCGUAAACUAUAAACAUCUGUAUCAUAACUCUGACCUUUGUGGUUCUUGGAAGAAAAUAUUUUAAGAACCAGUUAUCCUUAGAAUUGUUCUGAGCACACCUCUCCUGAGCAUUGCUUGGACUGUCUUUGAAACCUGAACCUCCCUCCAAGUCAUCUUUUGAAGCUUGGUGUGAGUGCCUGAAGUCCUAUUAGUGUCAACAAAUAAGGCCACUUUUCAGAAGAUAAAAGUUCACCGAAUACGCCUGUUUUUAUCUGUGGCCCAAGCAGUAUAAUUCCUCAAAUGCUAUAAUUGCUAAAAAGCUCAAUGCCCAAAAGGGAACUAAUGAAACUAAAUUACUGAGAAGAAUCAUGAGUUACUGAAGUGUUUAUGUGUAAGGGUGUGAAUGUGCGUGUUUAUAGAUAAAUAUAUGUUAAAACUAGGCCCAAUAACCUUGUACUUAUCUAGUUCCAAGCCUCUACGCUAUUUUUCCACAUUUUCACAAACCUAUUUAAAAAUGAUGGUUCCUUUGUGGGCACAAUUUGGUAAUGUACUGAAUUAAAGUCAAUGUAGACAACA
Galeopterus variegatus (Sunda flying lemur) is the source of this 2752-nucleotide messenger RNA. RefSeq names its product ring finger protein 217 (gene RNF217). Gene Ontology annotation, cellular component: cytoplasm; ubiquitin ligase complex. Gene Ontology annotation, biological process: ubiquitin-dependent protein catabolic process; protein polyubiquitination; positive regulation of proteasomal ubiquitin-dependent protein catabolic process. The coding region runs from base 1 to 1974 and encodes 657 amino acids. NCBI's taxonomy places the organism in Eukaryota, Metazoa, Chordata, Mammalia, Dermoptera, Cynocephalidae. The record is from RefSeq and is a predicted model, not a curated record. Gene Ontology annotation, molecular function: ubiquitin conjugating enzyme binding; zinc ion binding; ubiquitin protein ligase activity. The transcript has 8 exons.